This is a messenger RNA of Lagenorhynchus albirostris (white-beaked dolphin), 1124 nucleotides long. RefSeq names its product synaptonemal complex protein 3 (gene SYCP3). Gene Ontology annotation, cellular component: synaptonemal complex. The record is from RefSeq and is a predicted model, not a curated record. Bases 148 to 855 code for a protein of 235 amino acids. The transcript is spliced from 9 exons. Gene Ontology annotation, biological process: meiotic cell cycle; spermatid development. Lineage: Eukaryota; Metazoa; Chordata; Mammalia; Artiodactyla; Delphinidae.
GCGGGAGCGGCGGGGACUCCUGUUCUGAGGCGUAAAACUGUGGUCGUCGGCCAUAGGGGUGUUUUUCAGGUGUGAGGAGGGGAGCGUUUGUCCCGCGCGGGAAUGUGAGCCAGGGGUUAUUCUUGACCUGUGAGAAAACAUCGAAAAAUGGUGCCCUCAGGAAGAAAACAUACCGGGAAAUCUGGGAGGACAUUCAUGGAGGAUCAGGUUAUAAGAGCCUGUGACUUUGAGAAAGCAGAUAAAAAACAUCUGAUUGGUUCAGAGGAUGUCAUCGAAGGGAAGACUCCAGUACUUGAUAAACAUGGGAAGAAAAGGACUUCUGCAGGAAAAGUUGAAGACGUGGGGGGUGAAGUACAGAAUAUGCUGGAAAGAUUUGGAGCUGAUAUUAACAAGGCUCUUCUUGCCAAGAGAAAAAGACUAGAAAUGUAUACCAAGGCUUCUCUCAAAACCAGUAACCAGAAAAUUGAAAACAUUUGGAAAACCCAACAAGAGCAAAGGCAGAAGCUUAACCAAGAAUAUUCUCAGCAGUUUCUGACUUUGUUCCAGCAGUGGGAUAUAGAUGUGCAGAAAGCUGAUGAACAAGAAGAAAAACUAACUAAUAUGUUUCGACAGCAACAGAAAGUUUUUCAACAGUCUAGAAUUGUUCAGAACCAGAGACUGAAAACAAUUAAACAAUUAUAUGAGCAGUUCAUAAAGAGUAUGGAGGACUUGGAGAAGAAUCACGAUUAUCUACUUACUGGUGCACAAAACGAACUUAGAAAAGAAAUGGCUAUGUUGCAAAAAAAAAUUAUGAUGGAAACGCAGCAGCAAGAGAUGGCAAAUGUUCGAAAGUCUCUUCAGUCCAUGUUAUUCUGAUGACUCUUUGAAGGAAUAACUUGAACCUAAGUAAUAUGAUACAAUUAUAACAUUAGCUAAGAGGCAUGUAAGUUUUUAGAGUGGUUGAAAAUUCUGGUUUAAAAUAUUACAUCAUAUUAAUCAUUAGCUUAAGUGCAAGACCCUUCUUCUUCACCUCCAAAUAAAAUAAUGAAGUUAUGUGAGUAGCAGCAAUUCCUGAAUUAUAUGUACCACUGUGCUUUCAGCUCUUUAAUACUAAUAGUGAUUUUUUCUAACAUUUGUCAAUUAAC